AUGGCGAAGCAGCCGCACAUCCCCCCCUUAAUUGGGUGGUUGUAUGACCUCGUUCUAUGGACAUUCUCGGUGCUUGUGGACCUUUUCUUCAGGGAGGUGCACCCGCGAGGGUCUUGGAAGAUCCCUCGGAAGGACCCUAUGAUUAUUGUCGCGGCCCCUCAUGCUAAUCAAUUCGUUGAUUCGUUGGUUCUUAUGCGUGCGUUGCGCAUCGAAGCUCAUCGCCGCAUCUCAUGGCUCAUUGCGGAAAAAUCAUUCCGGCGCAAGUUUAUCGGCCUACUAGCUAGAGGUAUAGGCACAGUCCCCGUCGCCCGAGCAAUGGACAACAUGAAGGUCGGCACUGGAACGAUCUAUCUGCCGGAUCCUGUGAAUCAGCCAACCCUGGUGCGCGGCGUGGAUACCAACUUUGAAGGACCCGGAUUCGAAAAGGACGGCACAAUUGCUCUGCCUACUAUCAAUGGAACUUCACAUAGUGGAACAAUUGCGGAGAUUCGAGGCCCGGAGGAAUUGAUCUUGAAGAAGCCUUUCAAAGCUCGAGAUGCUUUAUACCAACUUACCGGGCGGAAAGUCAUCACGGAUGACGGCCAAUUUACGGGAAAUUCGUCGGACAAAGAUCUGGCUGGUUUCAGGGGCUCCAAGUUCAAGGUCUCUCCUCACGUAGAUCAAACGGCAGUCUACGAGGCAGUAUUCGCCCGGCUUAAUUCUGGUGGCUGCGUUGGUAUCUUCCCCGAAGGUGGUAGCCAUGAUCGCACUGAAUUGCUUCCCUUGAAAGCUGGUGUCGCUCUGAUGGCCCUCGGAACGCUGGCGGAUAAUCCGGAUUGUGGCCUGAAGAUUGUACCCUGUGGAAUGAACUACUUCCACGCCCACAAGUUUCGAUCCCGCGCGGUCAUUGAGUUCGGAACCCCAUUCGAGGUUCCAAGAGAACUCGUCGAACAGUAUAAACGCGGAGAAAGAAGAGAGUCGGUCGGUGCCCUGUUAGACACUAUAUACCAAAGCCUGGUUGCAGUGACGGUCACUGGCACUGACUACGAAACUCUUAUGGUUAUCCAGGCUGCUCGCCGCCUUUACAACACCAGGGGCAAGAAGCUCCCACUGCCCAUGGUCGUUGAGCUGAACCGACGCUUGGUCAAAGGAUAUACGCAUUUCAAAGAUGAUCCCCGUAUUGUGCAUCUGAGAAAGUCCAUUGCGGACUACAAUCACCAACUGCGUCUUCUGGGUAUCCGCGACCACCAAGUCGAUUAUGCCAAGUUCAGAUUCUUUCAAGUGAUCUUCACAUUAAUUUCCCGCCUGGUCAAAUUAGCCUUGCUUGCCAUUGCAACGCUCCCCGGUCUGCUUCUGUUCGCCCCCGUUUUCAUCGCCACGAAAUUAAUCUCCAUCAAGAAAUCUAAGGAGGCCCUGGCUGCCUCCACAGUUAAAUUGCAGGGGCGGGAUGUUAUGGCAACGUGGAAACUUCUGGUUGCUCUCGCCUUUGCACCGGCCCUUUAUGCAUUCUACACGGCGGCUUUCACCUUCUGGGCAUACCACAAUCGGAUCCGAGGGAUCGUCCCAGACCAAAUGCCACUGUGGCUGAUCGUGCCUAUUGGUAUGAUCCUGUUUCCGACCAUCACAUUUGCGGCUCUUCGUAUUGGGGAGGUUGGCAUGGAUAUCUUGAAAUCCCUUCGUCCACUGGUCCUAUCGUUGAAUCCAUCCUCCGCCAACACCCUCGUCAAACUUCGACAACGACGCGCUGAGCUGGCUCAGCAAGUCACCGAUGCCAUUAAUACUCUGGGCCCUGAAUUAUUCCCAGACUUUGACGCGGCGAGGAUCGUGACGGAUCCCUUCCGCGAGAUCAACCGUAGGCCGGAUGAGGAACCGCUUCCGAUUCCUGAGAUCCGACGAGUGAGUACUACGGAAUUCGGCGAGGGUUCUCCAACCCAAGAGCCCCUUCCCCGCAACGAAUCGUUCCAUAACCUGGCCAACAUCGGCUUCUUCUCGACGCGACCUCCGAGUCGCAGCCGCAGUCGCAGUAGCUCCUUCGGAGGUCGGCCUGGCUCGUCUGGACAGCAACUGAAGCCACUCAGCCAAGUUAUCACCAAUGACGGAUUCGAAGAGCCUGAUGGACACAGCCCUACCAGCCAGGAUCUCCGUCGUCUGCUGUCCCUAGUCGACUGGCCACUCUCUGAACCCACUCCCAUCUCAAUCGCCCCGUCUCGCCUCCUCCCCCGUUGCUCCGCAAAUCCUCUCCCUGACACCGCUUCCGAUCCGCCAACUCUCAGCAUCUCCGUGGCCACUCCCUCAACCGUCAGUUGUCGCCGUCGCUCUCGUUUUCCGAACGCCAUGUCGACAUCAAUGCACCUGUCCCGUCUUCGGAAAUGGUUCCUUGCAUCUCCGCCAAUCGAGUUCGCUCUGUCCAGGCUUCGAGAGUUGCUGGUUGGAGCACUCAGGCAAGGGCCAGUUCCACAACAUAUUGCUUUUGUGAUGGAUGGGAACCGAAGAUUUGCCCGAACACACGGGAUCGAAACGGUCGAAGGGCAUAACUUGGGAUUUGAGGCACUGGCUAGGAUCCUCGAAGUUUGCUACCGAAGCGGUGUGAAAGUGGUCACGAUCUAUGCAUUCAGUAUUGAAAACUUCAAGCGAUCGAAGUUCGAGGUGGAUUCCUUGAUGGAAAUGGCUCGGGUGAAGCUUGCUCAGAUGGCCCAACACGGUGAAAUUCUAGAUCGUUAUGGCGCCAAGGUCCGCAUCUUGGGUCGGUUGGACCUUCUCCGACCGGACGUACUCGCCGCGGUAAGCAAGGCGGUCGACAUGACCGCUAACAACGGUGAUCGAGUUCUCAACAUUUGCUUCCCCUAUACCUCUCGCGACGAGAUCACCGGCGCCAUUCGGGAUACCGUCGCCGAAUAUAGCCAGCCGCUAGACUCAGCUCACGCAGCGUCCGUCGGAUCGCGGACUCCCUUCUCGGAGAGUCACAUCGCGUUGAACAUCCGAGCGCAGCAUCAUAAAACGGAGGAAAGCGGUAGUGAUGUCGACUCAUCAUCUGAAUCUUUGUCUCAAGGCGAGGACGGUCAGCCGAAACCAGAUCGUCUGAACAGGAUUUACGAGUCGGGCUCUUCCUUCUCGUCCUCGACUACCCUUCACCUCGGCGGCCACCAGGAGGCAGCGAACGGCAAAACUGCCGUCUCAAAUGAGUCGGGUCGCUCUGUUUUUAGGUCGCCGGAAACCAUCACGCGACAAACGUUAUCAGAACAUCUUUUCACGAAGGACACCCCCCCUCUUGACCUACUCAUUCGUACAUCCGGCGUCGAGCGUCUCAGCGAUUUUAUGCUCUGGCAAUGUCAUGAAGAUACGGAGAUUGUUUUCCUCGAUGUGUUAUGGCCUGAAUUUGAUCUGUGGCAAUUCCUGCCGGUCAUGUUAGGAUGGCAACGGAGGAUUUCGAAGUCGCGCAAGAAUCCCGAGGCCGAAGGGAAUUUUGACGGAGACUCGUCAGAAUCUCCCGAGGAAGAUGAGAAGGUCAAGGGGUUGUAG
Molecule: messenger RNA, 3498 nt
Organism: Aspergillus affinis
Lineage: Eukaryota; Fungi; Ascomycota; Eurotiomycetes; Eurotiales; Aspergillaceae
Product: putative glycerol-3-phosphate acyltransferase Sct1
Exons: 6
Coding region: 1-3498 (1165 amino acids)
Biological process (GO): phospholipid biosynthetic process
Cellular component (GO): endoplasmic reticulum membrane
Molecular function (GO): glycerone-phosphate O-acyltransferase activity; transferase activity, transferring alkyl or aryl (other than methyl) groups; glycerol-3-phosphate O-acyltransferase activity
Source: RefSeq, a predicted model, not a curated record